CUCCUUAGUGGAAAGGCUGGACAACCUGUUCCAACCCCUUUGCAGUCUGUUCCAUGGCCAUCUCGUCCAUGGGAGCACCUUCAACUAGACAUUUGUGGGGAAAUUCAUGGUCGCGGCAUCCCCCAUCACCAGCGCUUUCUGGUGGUUGUUUCAUGAGUUCGCCUGUGCAGAUAAUAAUGAUAGCAGGGGUAGGUAAGGUAUGCGUAUAUGGAGUGCUGUCCGGGGAGUGGUCGGAAAUGGCCCGAACCCAGAGUUUACCCCCCAGGGUCCUGCUGGAGAAAGCGAGUUCAGGAAGAGGAGCCGUGGAGGUGGAGGGAUGUUGAAUUACUUGUAGAGAUGGCGCAGGCGGAGCAACGUUUUGAUGACAUUGGAAAUCACUGUAAGCAUCUAACUGUUACAGCUGAAGAUCAGUGUCAAGAGCAAACAUCAGUUGAGGUUAACUGGGAUUCAUCAGUCUGUUGUCACCGAGAAUAUGCCAAGGUCCAAAAGAAACACGAGCAGCAAAAUCCAAAAAGGAAAAACGAAUACAAAAUACAAAAAACAAAAAGACCACAGCAAGGAGAGUGAUGGGACCACAGCAAGUGUUGCUUGUCAUAUUAAAAAGAACAUGAGUAGUAAAAUGAAAGACGCACCCAAUGCAAAUAUACCCAUCUUUAAACUCCACCUGGAUGAAACAUGGAAGAACAGUGAUGGACACUGCAGAAGAAGCACAUUUGGAAAAGACAACGCAAAGAAGAACAAGACCAUUAUGAUGAUUGGAGCCACAGGUGCAGGAAAAACCACUUUAAUCAACAGUAUGAUCAACUUCAUUCUGGGUGUGAAAUGGGAAGAUGACUUCCGCUUUAUAUUAAUAGAUGAAGGGAAGCAGAAAUCCCAGGCUGAAAGUCAGACAUCGGCCAUCACGGCAUAUAAAAUUAAUUACAUGAAUGGUUUCCAGGUCCCAUAUAGUCUGACCAUUGUGGACACACCAGGCUUCGGUGAUACCAGAGGAAUUUCACACGACCAGAAAAUCACAAAGCAGAUUCAUGAGUUCUUUUCUCAACCCGGAGGGAUCGAUCACAUUGAUGCCGUGUGUUUUGUAGUACAGGCCUCACUGGCCCGUUUGACGCACACACAGAAAUACAUCUUUGACUCCAUUCUUUCCAUAUUUGGGAAGGAUAUUGCUGAAAACAUCCUUAUUCUGGUCACAUUUGCCGAUGGGAACAGACCUCCUGUUCUUGAGUCGAUCAAAUCUUCCCAGGUGCCGUGUUCCACGGAUAAGUCUGGAGAGCCACUUUACUUCAGAUUUAAUAACUCUGCAUUGUUUAUUACUAAUAAUAAAACUGAGGAAGCUGAGGAGGAUUUUGGAAACUUUGAUCAAAUGUUCUGGAAGCUGGGAAAUUCUAGCUUGAGAAACUUUUUAAAAUCCCUUGAGCAGAUGAAAACAAAGAGCUUGUCUUUGACAAAAGAGGUCCUAAAAGAGCGUCAACAGCUAGAAAUGCUUGUGGAAGGUCUCCAGCCCCAGAUCAAUGCUGGCCUGACAAAACUGGAUGAAAUACGGAAGACAAAUGCUGUUUUGGAACAGCACAAGUCUGAAAUGGAUGCAAACAAGGACUUUGAAUACGAAGUAGAAGUAACUGUUCCAAAACAAGUCAAGAACAAACCAGGCUCAUACCUGACCAACUGCCAAGUAUGUUAUUAUACAUGUCAUGAUACAUGUAGUUAUGCAGAUGACAAGGACAAAAUAAAGUGCUGUGCCAUGGAAGAUGGAAAGUGUCAGGUCUGUCCUGGAAAGUGUGUUUGGAAUGUUCACUUUAAUCAAGCAUAUAAAUGGGACUAUGUCACAGAGAAGAAAAAAGAAACAUAUCAAGAGUUAAAAAGGCGAUAUGAGGAAGCACACGGCGAAGUCAUGUCAAAAGAACAGAUCUUUCAAAAGCUUGAAAAGGAGUUUGAGGAUGUGCAGAUUAUUGUGUUCCAACUCAUUGAAAACUCCCAAAACUCCUUGGAGCGACUGCAAGAAAUUGCGCUCAAACCGAACCCUCUUUCCGCACCUGACUAUAUAGACCUGAUGAUUGAAGCGGAGAAACAAGAAGCCAAGCCUGGAUUUCAAGAUCGCAUCCAGUCUUUAAUGAAAGUCAGGAGUAAGGCAGAAAUUAUGAGUAAAGUUUCCAGUGGUGAAGUGCUCCCAGAGGAUUGGACAAGGCAUGCACUAGAGAAAGAGAAAAGCUCAGGCAGGUCCUACAAUCCCACGGUGCUGUUCAAUCGUGUGGUAUGUUAUGUUGAGGAGAAAGUGAGUCAGUGGACAAAGUCUUAAUUUAAAUUUGUAAUGCACUGUACUUAAGUAAAAUAUAAUGACACUAUAUUACAAAGUAGUAGUAUAGCAAAUAUGUACUGUGCAUUCUGAAAUGAUCACAACAGUUUUAUUGAAUCAUUUGAAUAUGUUGUUUUAGAAUUGUCAAACUUCCAUUGUAGAUGAAGUAUGUAUGAUGUUUUUGUAGUAAAUUCAAUCCCUGUGAUAUAUGCAAAUAGUGAUAUUAAGCAAAUGGUGUGUUGCAUCUAUAGCCAAUCAAUACAUAUAAAAUGUAUACUUAUUUUCUUUCCCUUUUAUUGAUUUUAAUAAGAAACUUUCAUUAACGUUUAGACAAAAGUGCCUCCUUCAAAUCUUCAUGUAAACUGGACAGAAUUGUAAGAAAUCAAAUUCCCAUUUGGAUAAAUAACGACCCAUUGUCAAGGAUGAGCGGUUAUUUUAUUUAGUGCUGUUAGCCACAGACGUGCUGUACACAACAUUUGAGAAGCAAACAUCACUGUAAACAGCGGAGAAGCUCCUUUCCACCACUGCGCAAUCGAAGUUCAAUCUUAAAUUUUAUAACAGUAAACAUUUUGAACAUGCAACAGCACGUUUAAAGCCCAUGCUAGUACAACCUAUGCUAGCAUUAUUUAUUUAACUACAUAAGCGGUUUUUGCUGUUGUACUUUUGCUAAAAUUAGUGUGUUGAGAUGUUAUAAGAAGUAUGCAACUGUGACACAUUAAAGAAAUCUCAGAAAAUCCACGAUUGUAAAUUCUGUAUUAAACUGUGGUUAUGUAACUUUUUCAUUUGCAAAAACCAAAUAAAGCAGUUCAACGGUUUAUUUAAGGACAGAAAAGAUAGUGGUUAUUAUUUUUUAUUAUGACAACAGUGUGUUGUUAUAACUAUCAGGCAUAUGCAGUCGCUUUAGAUUCGCGAAAAAAAAUGAUCCUGAACCCCUGUGAUCCUAAAAACAAGAUGUUUAAAUGAUUACUUUAAAUUUAAUCUAAUGAUUACUUUAAUAUGUCCUGUAUUUGGCCCAUUCUCUGCUU
Molecule: messenger RNA, 3315 nt
Organism: Triplophysa rosa
Lineage: Eukaryota; Metazoa; Chordata; Actinopteri; Cypriniformes; Nemacheilidae
Exons: 3
Coding region: 473-2293 (606 amino acids)
Molecular function (GO): GTP binding
Source: RefSeq, a predicted model, not a curated record